Morchella sextelata is the source of this 438-nucleotide messenger RNA. RefSeq lists its product as uncharacterized. The record is from RefSeq and is a predicted model, not a curated record. NCBI's taxonomy places the organism in Eukaryota, Fungi, Ascomycota, Pezizomycetes, Pezizales, Morchellaceae. The transcript is spliced from 5 exons. Bases 1 to 438 code for a protein of 145 amino acids.
AUGGAUUAUCCCUCGGUCUCUUGGCAGGAUCUGGCGGGUACAGAAAAGAUAUCGUGGUAUAAAAUAGGUAGAGCACAAGUCGACGCAGAAAUCCCCCAAGAAGAGACAUGGAAUGUCACUCGGAUACUGUUUAUCACCCGGCUUGUCAGCUUAUUCCGGUCUUGGCAUGGUGCAGGUCCGGGGGGUGUGCGAACGGCUAUAUGCUUGAGGACUUAUAGGGGUACGGUAUUGAUCAUCGCAUGCGAUGGAUUAUGGUUUCGCUAUGUGGUGGCAUGGUCGAUUGUUGAUGCCACGGGUCCUUGCGCUGUCAAGACUACAGUAUCCGAACCGAUAAAUGGUACGACCACGACCACGAGUGGUGGAGAACUAAACGCUGCUGUGCCCGCAUACCUACGUUUCCUCCCCCGUCCUGUCGCGUCGGGCAUGUUUCCUCUGUAG